AGGCCCUCCAGCGCGGUGAAAAAACAAAAAUUGUUGUGCUUGUCAGGACCCAAGGAGCGAGCUGCUUGUUUCGGGCACACGGACCGGUCGUCCCUCAUUCCCUCCUCAUCUCCCACCUCUGCUGUGCUCUUCCGCUGUCUUCGUCUCUUUCUGCUUUCCUUCGCUUCUCUGCUUCGUUCUUGCUGCAAGAUAGGAAUUUAAUAGUUGCAAUUGCCCUUCUCCGCCCGCUCCACCACCACCAAGACCUCAACCGCUCACCACAACCACAUCCCUCACCACCACCACCACCAGCAUUACAUCCCUUUCUUCCCUCCCAACGACAUCUCACCCCUCACACCCACGCAACAUCGCUCUCUAUCGCGGCCUCUGGUGGUUAUUCUUACGGCUUCGACUGAUUCUCACUUGACUGUGAGGACCUCCCCAGCCAAAUCGAGGUGCUGGCGUGCUUGCUUCAGUAACAGUUGAUGAUAUAGAGAUACCUCGACGGCACUUCUAUUCUUAAAACUUUUAAACCAUGUACGGCACUUCUACGGGCCCGCAGACGGGCAUCAACACACCCCGCUCCUCGCAGUCCCUGAGGCCUCUUUUCCUCUCCCACGGGUCUCUCGAAUUCUCCUUUCUCGUCCCAACCUCACUCCACUUCCAUGCAUCACAGCUCAAAGAUGCGUUCUCCGCGUCCCUCCCUGAACCCACAGACGAGCUCGCCCAGGAUGAUGAGCCAUCUUCUGUUCCUGAACUCGUCGCUAGAUAUCUCGGUUUCGUUGCGCGACAGGUGGAGGAAGGCGAAGAUGACGCCCAAGGCUCAUACAUAGACUUGCUUAAGCUGGCUCUGAACGAAUUCGAGCGGGCGUUCAUGCGAGGAAACGACGUGCAUGCAGUCGCUGGCUCUCUGCCCGGUAUCACCGCCAAAAAGCUGCUGGUCGUCGAGGCUUACUACGCGGCCCGCGCGUCUGCAGCCAGGCCCACAAAACCUCACGAGUCAGCUUUACUCAGGGCUGCCGCUGAUGGUACUGCAACAUUGUACAGUGUGUACGGCGGACAAGGCAACAUCGAAGAGUAUUUCGACGAACUUCGGGAAAUCUAUUCUACCUAUCCUUCUUUCGUGGAAGAUUUGAUUUCGUCAUCGGCUGAGCUACUUCAAACCUUGGCUCGGGACCCCGACGCGAUCAAACAGUACUCGAAAGGAAUGGACAUCCUGCGGUGGCUUCACGAUCGUGACACUCAGCCAGAUACUGAUUACCUCGUGUCAGCACCCGUCAGUCUCCCGUUGAUCGGUUUGGUGCAACUUGCUCAUUACAUGGCCACCUGCAAGGCAAUGGGCAAGCAGCCUGGUGAGAUCUUGGAACGGUUCAGCGGUACCACCGGUCACUCUCAGGGUAUCGUCACGGCUGCGGUAAUUGCAACCGCAACGACAUGGGAGUCUUUUGGAAAGGCCGCCAAGAAUGCCUUGACGAUGCUGUUCUGGAUUGGAUUGCGUAGCCAGCAGGCUUAUCCACGGACGUCAUUGGCUCCUUCUACCCUCCAAGACUCGAUUGAACAUGGAGAAGGAGUCCCAACACCUAUGCUGUCCAUUCGUGACUUGCCCCGCGCAGCCGUUCAAGAGCACAUCGAUGCGACUAAUCAGCACCUGCCCAAAGACCGCCACAUUGCCAUCUCUCUGGUUAAUAGCGCCCGGAAUUUCGUCGUUACCGGUCCUCCAAUUUCCCUCUACGGUUUGAACUUGCGACUCCGAAAAGUCAAAGCCCCCACUGGAUUGGAUCAAAACCGGGUGCCCUUCACCCAGCGCAAAGUCCGCUUUGUCAACAGAUUUUUGCCCAUUACGGCGCCAUUCCACAGCAAGUACCUCACCUCCGCUUUCGAUAUUAUUGCAGAAGACCUCGAGGACAUCCAAAUCCCCGCAAGCUCACUUCGCAUUCCUGUUUACGAUACCAAUACAGGUGUUGACUUGCGGCAAAGUGGGGAUAAAGAUGUUGUUCCCGCGCUGGUUCGCAUGAUCACAAGUGACCCUGUGAACUGGGAGAACGCCACCGUAUUCGAGAAUGCUACUCAUAUCGUUGACUUCGGUCCUGGCGGUAUUUCAGGUCUUGGGGUUUUGACCAACCGCAACAAGGAUGGUACCGGAGUGCGAGUCAUUCUCGCAGGAUCCAUGGACGGUACAAACGCUGAAGUUGGCUAUAAACCUGAGCUCUUUGAUCGAGAUGAGGAGCACGCGGUGAAAUAUGCGGUAAAUUGGGUCAAAGAAUUUGGUCCUCGUUUGGUCAAAACCUCUGUCGGUCAAACGUUUGUCGACACCAAGAUGAGUAGGCUUCUGGGUGUUCCGCCUGUCAUGGUUGCUGGUAUGACACCCACCACCGUCCCGUGGGAUUUCGUUGCUGCCACCAUGACCGCUGGUUACCAGAUUGAGCUUGCUGGGGGUGGUUAUUACAAUGCCAAAACUAUGACAGAGGCUUUGCACAAAAUCGAGAAAGCAAUUCCUCCCGGCCGUGGUAUCACUGUUAACUUAAUUUACGUCAAUCCCCGUGCGAUGGGUUGGCAGAUACCCUUGAUCGGCAAACUCCGCGCUGAUGGAGUCCCGAUUGAAGGUCUUACGAUUGGUGCCGGUGUUCCGUCUAUUGAAGUCGCAAACGAAUAUAUCGAGACCCUUGGUAUCAAACACAUUGGCUUCAAGCCGGGUUCCAUGGAGGCUAUCCAGCAGGUCAUUAAUAUCGCCAAAGCCAACCCAACUUUCCCAGUUAUUCUACAAUGGACUGGUGGUCGCGGCGGCGGUCACCAUUCCUUUGAGGAUUUCCACCAGCCGAUCUUGCAGAUGUACAGCCGUAUCCGUCGAUGUGAUAAUAUAGUAUUAGUUGCCGGUAGCGGCUUUGGUGGCGCUGAAGAUACUUACCCAUAUUUGACCGGUACUUGGUCUAGACAGUUCGGCUAUCCUUCCAUGCCCUUUGAUGGAUGCAUGUUUGGCAGUCGUAUGAUGACAGCGAAGGAAGCACACACCUCCAAGGCGGCGAAGGAAGCUAUUGCUGCUGCCCCGGGUGUCGAUGACAGUGAGUGGGAGAAGACCUAUAAUGGCCCUGCUGGCGGUGUCAUCACGGUGCGAUCUGAGAUGGGUGAACCAAUCCACAAGCUUGCAACUCGUGGUGUUUUGCUCUGGGCUGAGAUGGACAAGAGAAUCUUUGCUCUGGACAAAGCCAAGCGUCUUCCCGAACUUAAGAAGAAUCGCGACUACAUCAUCAAAAAGUUGAAUGACGACUUCCAGAAGGUUUGGUUCGGUCGUGACUCCUCCGGAAAUACCGUCGAUCUUGAAGAUAUGACUUAUGCGGAGGUCGUCCACCGUAUGGUUGAUUUGAUGUAUGUGAAGCACCAGUCACGAUGGAUUGAUGACUCUUUGAAACGCCUCACCGGCGACUUUAUCCGUCGUGUCGAAGAACGGUUCACAUCUACCGAAGGACAAGCAUCUCUGCUUCAAUCUUACUCUCAACUCGAUAAGCCAUACCCCGCUGUUAGUGAUAUUCUAAAGGCAUACCCCGAGGCUUCCUCCCAACUCAUUAGCGCCCAAGAUGUGCAACAUUUCUUGCUGCUCUGUCAAAGACGAGGUCAAAAGCCAGUCCCAUUUGUCCCUGCACUCGAUGAAAACUUUGAGUUCUGGUUCAAGAAAGAUUCCCUCUGGCAGUCUGAAGAUCUUGAGGCUGUCGUGGGUCAAGAUGUCGGCCGCGUUUGUAUCUUGCAAGGCCCGAUGGCGGCUAAAUACUCGAAUAGCGUCGACGAGCCGGUUAAAGACAUUCUUGAGGGUAUUCACCGCAAUCACAUCAAGGGUCUUAUCCGCGAUGUCUAUCACGGAGAAGAAUCUAACGUCCCUGUUGUGGAAUAUUUCGGCGGUCGCUUGCUUCUUGAAAACGAGGAUGACCGUGACAUCGAUGGCCUGACCGUUUCCGAAGACUCGACAAAGAUUUCUUACAGGCUAUCUUCCUCUCCUUCUGCAAAUCUGCCUGAUCUUGAGCGUUGGCUCCAUCUCCUUGCCGGAAAAGCGUAUUCCUGGAGACACGCCUUUUUCACCGCCGAAGUGUUCAUCCAAGGCCAUCGCUUCCAAUCUAACCCAAUGAAGCGCCUUCUUGCUCCUACACGUGGAAUGUAUAUUGAAAUUGCCAACCCGGAUACGCCACAGAAGACGGUUAUCAGCGUCCGAGAACCCUCCCAGUCUGGUAAAUUAGUGAAAACCGUUGAAGUCCGGAUGAGCAGUAAAAAUGAGAUCUCUCUGACGCUCUACGAGGGAAGGACGGCCGAAAAUGGCGUUGUUCCACUGGUGUUCCAAUUCGUUUAUCAUCCGGAAACUGGCUAUGCACCGAUCAGAGAGAUAAUGGAAGGCCGCAAUGAUCGCAUCAAGGAGUUCUAUUAUCGUAUUUGGUUUGCCGAGAAAUCUGUUCCAUUUGAUACGCCUGCUACCAGCGUGUUUGAUGGAGGAUCCACAACCGUGGUCACCAAGGAUAUUGCUGACUUCGUGCAUGCUGUCGGGAAUACUGGUGAAGCCUUUGUUGACCGCCCGGGCAAGGAGGUAUAUGCUCCUAUGGAUUUCGCUAUUGUUGUUGGAUGGAAAGCAAUCACAAAGCCAAUUUUCCCUCGCGUCAUUGAUGGAGAUCUUUUGAAGUUGGUGCACUUGUCAAAUGGUUUUCGAAUGGUUCCCGGGGCGGAGCCAAUCAAAGUUGGCGACGUUUUGGAGACUACUGCUCAGAUCAAUGCGAUCAUCAACCAAGACUCCGGAAAGAUGGUUGAGGUCUGUGGUACAAUCAAGCGAGAUGGCCAGGCGAUAAUGCAUGUCACGAGUCAAUUCCUUUACAGAGGCACGUAUACCGAUUACGAGACGACAUUCCAGCGCAAAGAGGAGGUGCCUAUGCAGGUCCAUCUGGCGUCAACCAAGGAUGUCGCGGUUCUUCAGUCUAAGGAAUGGUUCCGCCUUGAUGACCCUGAUGUGGAGCUUCUCGGGCAAACUCUCACUUUCCGCCUUCAGAGUACCGUUCGAUUCAAGAACAAGACUGUCUUCCAUAGCGUUGAGACAAUGGGUCAAGUGCUCUUAGAACUGCCAACCAAGGAAAUCAUCCAGGUUGCGUCGGUCGAAUACGAAGCUGGAACUUCCCAUGGAAAUCCUGUAAUUGACUACUUGCAGCGCCACGGCCAGUCUAUCGAGCAGCCCGUUCACUUCGAGAAUCCCAUCCCACUUAGCGGCAAGACACCACUUAUCCUGAAAGCUCCUGCAUCCAAUGAAACCUAUGCACGCGUCUCUGGAGAUUACAAUCCCAUCCACGUUUCUCGUGUAUUCUCUAGCUACGCAAAUCUGCCUGGCACCAUCACACAUGGCAUGUAUACUAGUGCUGCAGUCCGAAGUUUAGUCGAAACCUGGGCCGCUGAAAACAAUAUUGGUCGUGUUCGCAGCUUCCAUGCCUCCCUUGUUGGUAUGGUUCUUCCCAAUGAUGACCUUGUUGUCAAGCUUCAGCAUGUGGGUAUGAUUGCCGGACGAAAGAUCAUCAAGGUCGAGACGAGCAACCAAGCAACGGAAGACAAGGUCUUGCUUGGUGAGGCUGAAGUUGAGCAACCCGUCUCUGCUUAUGUAUUUACUGGCCAGGGUUCUCAAGAGCAAGGUAUGGGUAUGGAUCUCUACAACUCGAGUCCUGUUGCGCAAGAGGUCUGGGACCGCGCCGACAAGCAUUUCUUGGAGAAUUAUGGUUUCUCUAUCAUCAACAUCGUCAAAAAUAACCCGCGUGAAUUGACCAUUCACUUUGGUGGCCCACGAGGAAAGAAAAUACGACAGAACUAUAUGUCCAUGACUUUCGAAUCUGUUAACGCUGAUGGCACGAUCAAGUCAGAGAAGAUUUUCAAGGAAGUGAAUGAACAGUCAACUUCUUACACGUAUAGGUCGCCAUCAGGCCUCCUCUCCGCGACACAAUUCACCCAGCCUGCUCUGACCCUCAUGGAAAAAGCCAGUUUCGAGGAUAUGCGGUCCAAGGGUUUGGUUCAGCGUGACAGUUCAUUUGCUGGACACUCCCUUGGCGAAUACUCUGCCCUUGCUGCCCUUGCUGACGUUAUGCCCAUCGAGAGUUUGGUGUCCGUUGUGUUCUACCGCGGAUUGACCAUGCAGGUGGCUGUCGAACGUGAUGAGCAAGGUCGAUCCAACUAUUCCAUGUGUGCUGUCAAUCCAAGCCGCAUCUCUCCGACAUUCAACGAGCAGGCUCUUCAGUACGUGGUUGAGAAUAUUUCUCAGGAGUGUGGCUGGUUAUUGGAGAUUGUCAACUAUAACGUCGCCAACAUGCAAUAUGUUUGUGCUGGAGAUCUUCGAGCUCUUGACUGCCUUACAAAUGUCCUUAAUGUUCUCAAGGCUCAGAAGAUCGACAUCCAAGCGUUGAUGAAGACCAUGUCUCUGGAAGACGUCAAGGCCCAUCUCGUCGAAAUCAUCAAGGAAUGCAGAAAACAAACCGAAGCAAAGCCUAAGCCACUCACCCUUGAGCGUGGUUUCGCUACAAUCCCUCUGAAGGGAAUCGACGUGCCAUUCCACAGUACCUUCCUUCGCUCUGGCGUGAAACCUUUCAGAUCUUUCUUGCUCAAGAAGAUUAAUAAGUCCACCAUCGAUCCCAGCAAGUUGAUCGGCAAAUACAUUCCCAACGUCACUGCACGUCCUUUCCAGAUCACCAAAGAGUACUUCGAGGAUGUGUACCGACUUACCAACUCUCCCCGCAUCGGCCAUGUAUUGGCUAACUGGGACAAAUACGAAGACCCCUUGGACGCUAGGAAUUAAAAGCAUCAAAGACGUCCAGUUCUUUCGUAAUUUUUGAUUACAUGCCCCAACCACCCCUUUUUUUCCCACCUUUCUUAAUAUUCCCUGCACUACGUAUGAAUAUAGAGCUUCUUAAUACAAAAAUUAUGGUACAUGUGCCCUAUCGAUGUUUCUUUCCUACAGCUUUAUUUUUCUGAAUGCUCCCCUUUUGCCAUUGAUCUGGAACAUGUUUUUGACUGUGUUUGAUUAAGUGUCUAUGUGAUUUUGAACUGUUGAAGAACGCCUGUGUAAUGAGAAUGAGAUCAUGCUCUGAGAUAGAUAAAUAAAGUGUUCCCUGAUUUUCAAAGCCUCAUCAUUGCUCAGCAAGAAUUCAAUAUAUAGGAAUAUCCCGUG
Messenger RNA from Coccidioides posadasii C735 delta SOWgp, 7147 nucleotides. It is a transcript of the gene FAS1, whose product is annotated as beta subunit of fatty acid synthetase. Gene Ontology annotation, cellular component: fatty acid synthase complex. The record is from RefSeq and is a predicted model, not a curated record. Gene Ontology annotation, biological process: long-chain fatty acid biosynthetic process. NCBI's taxonomy places the organism in Eukaryota, Fungi, Ascomycota, Eurotiomycetes, Onygenales, Onygenaceae. Gene Ontology annotation, molecular function: [acyl-carrier-protein] S-acetyltransferase activity; fatty acid synthase activity; enoyl-[acyl-carrier-protein] reductase (NADH) activity.